CUAUUCCUUCCACUGACACCAACGAUGGGGCACUAUUCCUCUCCCUUAUACCAAACGUGGCCAUUAUUCCUCCUGUUAAGACCAAUGAUAGGGCACUAUAUUCUUCCUACUGACAUCAUCGAUGGGGCACUGUUCCUUCUACCAAGACCAGUUAUUGAGCACUGCUCCUUCCACUGACACCAUUGAUGGGGCACUAUUUCUCUCAUUGAUGCCAACCAUGGAGGACUAUUCCUUUGGCUAUAACCAGAAAUGGGACACUAUUCCUCCCACUGACACCAAUGAUGGGUACAAUUCCUCACAUUGAUACCAAUGAUGGAGCACUAAUCCUACUAAAACCAACAAUGGGACGUUAUUCCUCCUGGUAAAACCAAUGAUGGGGCAUUGUUUACUCCCACGAAUGCUGGGACAUUUUCUACUUAAAAUGGACAC
Molecule: messenger RNA, 429 nt
Organism: Staurois parvus
Lineage: Eukaryota; Metazoa; Chordata; Amphibia; Anura; Ranidae
Source: the annotation of a GenBank genome assembly